Molecule: messenger RNA, 443 nt
Organism: Amorphotheca resinae ATCC 22711
Lineage: Eukaryota; Fungi; Ascomycota; Leotiomycetes; Helotiales; Amorphothecaceae
Exons: 1
Coding region: 89-370 (93 amino acids)
Source: RefSeq, a predicted model, not a curated record
GACCUGGGAGAGUUUUCAUGUAGCUUGCUGUGGGCAUGAUAUGGCGUUUAUGGAUGGUGGGCUCAGGAGGCGGCUGUCCCGGUAGAUCAUGUCACAUCACGUGACUGGCAGAGGAAAAAAGGGGGUUCAAAGAAGUUCGGACAUCCCUUUGGAUCCUCAAUUUCUCUGCAAAAAUGGAUUUGGAAUUUGUCUACAAUCACGCCAUAUUUCAAGGUCUCCGUAUAUCGUUCUAGAUCCAAUGGUCGUUCGAGUUAGAGCGAGGAGUACGGAGUCAGAUAAAAGAAAGCUUCGAACUGCGAUCAGCUUUCUUUCCUUUCUUUUUCCUUUUUCUUCCCUCUUAUGCUGGGAAUCUGCAGCAGGCCUGCCUUGAUUUUUAUUUUUGUAACAGGCUUCUUGAGGCUCGUUUUCCUCUGGACCUCACAUAUUUUCAGGGAGAUAUCUGC